AUGGAUGAAGCUUAUUUUGCAGAAGAUAGAACUUCUAAGGAGGAGGUGGAUUUUAUUUAUGAUAAGAAUGUCCCCCACAUUGUGCUAUGCAAUGAUUUCACCUCUGAAACUGACAUUUAUGAUGCCCCUCAUCAAAUGUUCUUAGCCCUACAUGGCCCUCCGAAAAAGGCUAUACGUAAGAAGACUUGUAAAACUGUAGAUAUGGCCAUGAUUCUAGAUAAGCUUACUGAAAAUGCUGCCAGCAAAAAACAUGAUAAACAAUGUACUAUAGUUUUGCAUAUUCCACCUAAUAAAGAAAACACGUCCAAGUCAAACAUUUCUGAUAUUCUGCUCAAUCAUCUUUCCAAAAAGGAAUUCUUCAAAAAUCAAGGCAUUGAUUGUGAAACUCUCCCAGACAUCCUGAAUGCUCGGUGUUUUGAUGAUGCUAUCAUUAAAAAUAUUUUUUUCUAUGUUAAGAAUUCUUGGCCAAAAGAACAAAUUUCAGAACUUGAAGACAUACUCAACCCCAAAGAAGAUGACGACAACAGUAGCCCCUCUUGUUCUCCAACUGCAGUAGAAGAAAACAUCUUUGAUUUAGAUGAGCCCGUAGUUGCUGGACGCAGCAGCAUUCAAGACAAUUUACACUUUCUGAAGAAAUCCCAGCAUUCAAGAGAUGAACACAAAAGUUUCCAAGGGCAGGCAUCCCAGAAUCAACAGCCUAGAAAGUCAGGUUUCAGGACCGGGUUCAAAUAUGACCACAGUCAAGUUCAUUAUCAGCUCUCUGACUUUUCUAAGGUAGCUUCCAUAGUGAAAAUCCCUAAAGAUAACAUAAUGAACAAACCACUUAUAGUAGCUCGACGAGUCAAAUCUUCUCCUAGCUUCAGAAAUAUACCACCAGCUCUUGUGCAAGAUCUUUCAGAAGAAGCUAUGCCUAGAUUAAUUUGUGUUGAAAAACAUGACCAAGAGCCUAAAAUGGGAAAUUUUGAAACUUCUCAACAUAUACAGGUGGAGCCCGCAGAACACGUCAACCAAGACCUUCUUACAGGACUAGACUCUGAGUCAGAUCUCUUUAAUCUGUCAUCGUCUCAGGAAGACUCUUCCUCAAGUUCUAAGAUACUUGAAAAGAUAUCAAAAGGCAAACAGAUGUGUCAGAAGUUAAGAGAACAGACUGACCAACUGAAGGCGAAAGUUCAAGAGUUCGCCAAAAGAAUAGCACAAGACUCUCCUUGCUCACAAAAUAGGGAACUGGUCCUGGAGAAAAUGCAAGGACAUCUUGGACUGCUGGAACAGGAGUUUCUGGCCACCAAGGAGAAGCAUCUGACUCUGCAGCAGCGAGACCCCAAGGAUAAAUCCCCAGAUGUCAGUGCCUUUGGUCCAGAAAGUAAAGUGGAGAGUGAAAUCUUCAAAUUGGAGAUGCUCCUUGGAGAUGUUGAAGAGAAAAUCGGAGAGCGUAAACAUACUUCACUUCCCUUGCCUGCUGUGGAUUCUGUCAUCGUCCAGGGUGAUGUGGUAUCCGUCUCUCCGCCACCCUCAAAUGAGAUAACCAAGGAGCACCCUGUUCACCCUGCUGAGCCCCUAAACAUGUGGAGAACAGACGCGAUGGGAGUGACCCCAGCAGAACUCAAGUCUGAGGAGCCCCGUGAAGUGGACCGGGAGAUCUACCUAAACUGGCCAAGCAGGGGUGCGGCUGCCCAGUACCUGCCGGAUCAAACAUCCUCUUGGUUGUCUUCUGUGUCCAGGGAGGACCUCAAUGAAGCCUUGGGAGGACAGGAUCGUGCAGAGACUAAGGCGCUGAGCCCAAGCUGUGCCUCUUGCUGCCAGGCUCUUGAAAGGAAGCAAAGAAUGGAGAGAAGAGGUCACAGAAAGUUCAGCUGUGGAAGAUUUUCAAUCAUCAUACAAGAAAACCCUUUGUACCUGUGUUCAACUUGCAGCUCUGUUGCAGGAAAUAGCUCCUAUUCUGAUUCUGGCAUGGGACUUCAAAGCAACAGGUGUGAGAAUUGUGGCACUAAGAUCCCUAACUCCAGUAAAGCCAUCAAUAAAGACGUGUUUAAAGCUUGUUCAAAACCAAAAAGAAUCGGUUCCCAGGGAGCAAAUUCGAAAUCUCCACAAGAUGAAUGUGAGCCAAUGCCAAGAAAAGAUCUGACAGCUCUCGGGACCUCUGGCUCCAACCUGACUACGCCCUCACCCCGUUCCCCCUCUCGCAGGAUUUAUGGAAGCAAAUCAUUAAGCGACUUCAGGAACACUGACAAAAUGGAAUCUGAAGUUUUAAACUCAGCUUUGGAACAUGCUUUAAGGACAGCAAGCAUUUUGAAGGAAACAACUGAUCAAAUGAUCAAAGCGAUUGCCAAUGAUCUCACCAAAGCGCAGAAGUGGAGAAGUCGACUCAAACGUUAG
Elephantulus edwardii (Cape elephant shrew) is the source of this 2373-nucleotide messenger RNA. It is a transcript of the gene AKNAD1, whose product is annotated as AKNA domain containing 1. The record is from RefSeq and is a predicted model, not a curated record. Lineage: Eukaryota; Metazoa; Chordata; Mammalia; Macroscelidea; Macroscelididae. Bases 1 to 2373 code for a protein of 790 amino acids. The transcript has 14 exons.